This is a messenger RNA of Zophobas morio, 698 nucleotides long. RefSeq names its product fatty acid synthase-like. Gene Ontology annotation, biological process: biosynthetic process. The record is from RefSeq and is a predicted model, not a curated record. Bases 76 to 696 code for a protein of 206 amino acids. NCBI's taxonomy places the organism in Eukaryota, Metazoa, Arthropoda, Insecta, Coleoptera, Tenebrionidae. The transcript is spliced from 3 exons.
UUGAAGGCCCAUGUUGUUGGAAUACGUUACAACAACAAACAUCCCGAAAAUAGCAUUGAAGAAAUUGCAAAAAAUAUGAUUUCGCAUAUUGAAUGUCGUUUAACCAAAAAUGUUCCAUUUUUUGUGAUUGGUUAUUCAUUCGGUACUAUAGUUGCAUUAGAACUUGUUAGUUUAUUGGAAGACCGAGGAAUCUUCGGCACAGUUAUUCUGAUAGAUGGGUCCCCGACAUAUUUAAGUUCUAGUGUAAAAGAAAAUAUGGGAAGGGAAGACACUGAACUUCAAAUGGCAAUUGUGUAUAAAGUAUUUAGUAUUGUAAUUCCUUUCGAUGUACUUUCGGAGCAUCAGGGAGCAUUGUUAAAGGCGAAAGAUUUAGAACAACGUAUUGAUGUCGCUCUAGCUCUUAUACCUUCAGAAGUCCCUAACAAACAGAAAUUAGACAAACAAGACAAACAAAUACCUGUUGCUCUAUAUAAACGUUUGAAAGCAAUUAUGAAUUAUACAUUUGGAGAAAAGAAAAUCAAAUCUUUAGUACACUUACUCAAGGCAAAGUAUUCGUUGGUUGACGACGACGAUGACUACCAGUUAUCAAAAGUGAGUGAGAAUUUACCACAAGUUGUUACAAUAAAUGGUGACCAUGUAACGAUUUUAAAUAAUCCAGACCUUAUUAAUUGUAUCAAUAACAUUGUAACUUUGUAGCU